CCCCCUUCCCCUCCCCUCCUCUCCCUCUCCCUGCCGUGUGCCGGGGGGUGGUGGUAUCGGUAGGGUCGCAAUUUCCCAGCCUCUCCGGAGAAAACUCGGGCAAGGGAGAGCGCCUUGAACGCCCAUGGAUGCCUGGGGGGGCUCCGCGCCCCGCUGGAUCCGCCGCCGCGGGGCCCGGCUGCUGCUGCUGCUGCUGACCGUGCGCCUGGGCAGCGGAGCUGAUAAAGCAGAUGACGAGGACGAUGAAGAUCUAACAGUGAAUAAAACAUGGGUCCUUGCACCAAAGAUCCAUGGUGGUGAUGUAACUCACAUACUGGAUUCCUUACUUCAAGGAUAUGACAACAAGCUUCGGCCAGAUAUUGGGGUGAGAACUACGGUAAUUGAAACAGAUGUCUAUGUUAACAGCAUCGGUCCAGUUGACCCAAUCAAUAUGGAAUACACUAUAGAUAUAAUUUUUGCCCAGACUUGGUAUGACAGUCGUCUAAAAUUUAACAGCUCAAUGAAGGUGCUCAUGCUUAAUAGCAAUAUGGUUGGAAAAAUCUGGAUUCCAGACACUUUCUUCCGGAACUCAAGGAAAUCUGAUGCUCACUGGAUUACAACUCCAAAUCGUUUGCUUCGAAUCUGGAGUGAUGGAAGAGUAUUAUACACUCUAAGGUUGACAAUUAAUGCUGAAUGCUAUCUUCAGCUUCAUAAUUUUCCUAUGGAUGAACACUCCUGUCCUCUGGAGUUUUCAAGCUAUGGAUAUCCCAGAAAUGAAAUUGAAUACAAAUGGAAGAAAACAUCUGUUGAAGUGGCAGAUCCAAAAUACUGGAGACUGUAUCAGUUUGCAUUUGUGGGGCUACGAAAUACAACUGAAAUUUCUCAUACCUUGUCUGGUGAUUAUAUUAUUAUGACAAUAUUCUUUGAUCUCAGCAGACGUAUGGGAUAUUUUACUAUUCAGACAUACAUUCCUUGUAUACUCACAGUUGUUCUUUCAUGGGUGUCAUUUUGGAUCAAUAAGGAUGCAGUUCCUGCAAGGACUUCUCUGGGGAUCACAACAGUGCUGACCAUGACAACGCUGAGUACAAUUGCUAGGAAGUCACUCCCAAAGGUUUCCUAUGUGACAGCAAUGGACCUUUUUGUUUCAGUUUGCUUUAUUUUUGUGUUUGCUGCCUUGAUGGAAUAUGGCACCUUACAUUACUUUACCAGCAACAGAAAAGGGGACAAAGGAAAAGAAAAGAAGGCAAAAUCUAAGCCAUCAAAACCACCUGCAAUUGCUGUUCGACCUGGAUCAACACUAAUUCCAAUUAAUAACAUUAAUCAUCUCCCUGAACGUGAUGAUGAUUAUGGAUAUGAGUGCCUAGAAGGAAAAGACUGUGCUAGUUUCUUUUGUUGUUUUGAAGACUGCCGCACAGGAUCUUGGCGAGAAGGAAGAAUACACAUCCGUAUAGCAAAAAUUGACUCCUAUUCUCGAAUCUUCUUUCCAACUGCCUUUGCAUUGUUCAAUCUUGUUUACUGGAUUGGCUAUCUUUAUCUGUAAAUUUCAUAGGUUUGACAAACUCAGAAAAAAGUACUAAUUGAAUAGUCAUUAAUAUUUUAACUGAGCAAAGAUUAGAGCUGGUCCAAAAUACUCAAAUUUUUUGUAUGCUUUAAAAAUUUGAAACAAUAAGAGGAAAUAUGAUGAUGUAGUCUCCCUCUUGUGAUCAGCUGUAGAACUGAUACUGGUAUUUUUGAAGAGAACAUUUUAAAAUAAAUACCCCUAAGAUUUAUCAUUCUUGAACACGCAUAUAUACAUUUUUUUCCAGCUCUAAGAAAAUACAAAAUCAGAGGCUAUGCUAUUUAACUGAACUAUCCUACAUAAGCUCUCAAUUUUAAUUCUAAAUGACAAUGCAGAAGGAUUUUGUAGCAUCUCUUACACCUUUACAAAGAAAGCCUUAAUUAAAUGGGAUUAGUUACUCUCAUCCAUUUCAUCCUUAAGGUGAUGAUUUUAUUAAUCCCUAAUUUUGAAAAGUUGAAAUGUAACAUUUCUCUUUUCAGCCAUUUGUUCUCUCCAGUAUGUUAAAAAAGUGUGAUUAGAUGGUAAUUAAUCAAUUCAGAUUUAUACAGAAUGCAGAUAUAAGACCAGCAAGGAAUGGAUAUAUCAAAACACCCAAGGAUAAUUCUGAGCUUGUCUUAUUCUGACCAUGUAUAGAGACUUUUGGCUUUCAACCUUAGAUUACAUUUUUAUCUGUGCUCCAUUUUCUGUUACUUCAUUGUUGUGAGUUCCCAAAAGUUGUCCAAGAGGUCUACAACUUUCAGAAAUUUUUAUCCAGCUGCCAUUGCCUGCUCAUUUAAUAGAAAACAGAUGUGUUGGCUCAGAUUCUGGCCAUUAAGCAUAAUGAUCUUCACAUACUCAGUGUUGGAGAAAAAGUCAUAACCCUGCAUUUGAAAGAAUUUGUAUCAGCAGAAUUUGGAAGACCUGUAACAGUGCUGUAUUCAUUGUACUCAUAUCACUGUGUUAAAGCCCCAGUCCUAAGAGUGCGGUGUGUGGUCUGCUCCCCUUUGCACACAGCAUGGUUUUGUAGAUCUGGUUUGUUACUGCACAUGCCUCUCACUGAGCCAAAGCCAAGGAUUAAGGUAUUGAAUGUGUGGUAUGGAUUGCUGGGCAAUUACCUUCUUGAUGUUUGUUUGUUUCUACUGGAAAAGAUGUGUUAUGGAGGGGGAGUUAAAGUAAUCCUUAUGCAUUGAUGAAUCUUCUCCAAGAUGGGAUAUGUCCCCCCAAAAUCAUAGGAGCAGUUCUCCAUCCCUUCUGUGGUGAGAGCUUUGGUAGAAAUUCUUCAGUAGUAGUCUUUCUGAAUUGACCUCUUGGUGUUGACUAUUUCUGCCUGGCAGCAUUUGAUAUCUAAUUUCUAUUUCUAAACCCAUUGUCUUCAUUAUGGAAAAGUGCAGUCUUUUCCCCUUUCUUAAAAAGAAACUGGUCGGUCUCAAGUGAGCUUGCAAAAAUCACUGUAAAAUUAAUAUAUGCAUUAAGUAAAAGUUGGCAUUACACAGAAGACCUUACAGAUUUUAAAGAGGAUUAAUGGGAUUAGUAUUUGGCUGUAGGUAAGGAUAUUCAGUACUAAAGAUAAAGACAUGAUUAAUAGCUAAGAAUAGAAAAUGUUACAUUAAGGGCUCCCCCUUUUCCCCCCAAUAUUUCUGUUGAAUAUGCUCCCACCUCUGAAUUUCUCAGAAAGAAUGACUAUAUUUAUAGUCUAGUUGGUACCAGGUAUAGUAAGAUAUGAUAUACAAUACACAUUUCAAAGGAAAUGUUAUUCCAGUGUUGAGCCCUGAAGUUUAAUAGAGAAUGUGCAGUUGUAGUGGAAGUGUGACAGAAAUCCAAUUUUAAUGAAAACUUUAUUUCAGUAUUUAGCUGAUGAAAUAUAGGAGUUCUUGAGAGCAGAAAGCCCAGAUGAUGAGUAUGGCUGGCAUUAUUUGUGAUAUGACCUUUCUGAGUACCAGCUCUUCUGACUGUUGGACGGAAUAUAGAAGUGCAGUACCAUUAACACUGAUCUGCUAUAAUUUAUUGGCUUUUUAGAGUCUCAAUUUCAUAAAAUGUUCAGUCCAAAAGAAACAUGUCAGUUUUUAUUCCAUAAUGUAGGUUGAUGCUUUCUGACAGCAUGCUGAACAUUCCUCUGUAGGAGGGAUGAAGGUGGCUUCAGCAGUACAUUGGAUAUGUGCUUGAAAAGCAGUCAGCUUGCUGAACAGUGCAAGGCACAGAUUUAGUGAGUUCCUGAGUUUCAUUAAUUCACCUUUAAACAAAGGAAACUUAAAAUAAUUUGGCACCUCACAAGAGGAAAUACAAAUUUCACAGCCUGCUCUCCUCUGGCUCAUCUAGUUAGCUUUUUCUAUUCAUGUGGUUGUCAGUUGCCAAUCAGUCUCCAGUGACUGAAUUGGAGAAGAGAAAACAUUCAAAAUUGGCAAGGGAUGGAUAAGAAGUCUUUCAUCUCUAAUUUCUAUGGAACAAUGUAAUGGAGUAUUAAACCUAUUGAGUGUUAUGGCUGUUUGGCUUAUGGAUACACUUGCUUCUGUCUGUUGACAAACUUUUCUGUGUACUUCAUUUGCUUCUGAUGAAAUAAUUUUAGUUUCUCAUAGUACUGGGAGUGCAAAUAGGAAUACGAUUGCAGUGAACUAUAUCAUGGCAUGUAAUAAGUGGAUUAUUUUAGUCCUAUGAUUUUUUUUCUAAUUUGCAUGUAAACACUUGGUUACAAGAAAUCUAAGUGAUACUUUUUUAAAUGACAAAAACCAGACAGUAUAAUUGAAUGGAGUUAGAUGCUGCGAUCAUUUUUCAAACUUACCUAGAUAAAAAGUUUGCUUACUCCUAGCUGGGAUCACAUUUUUUGGGAGUCAUAUUAUGCUGACCAUUACUGCAUAAGCACACACUUAAACAUAUUCCUAAUUACUACUGUUACUAAACCAGAACUCAGAAAAGGGUGUUCUUAUGUACUGUCAUAAAGAGUGAUGCUAUCAUGAAUCAAUGCCAUUAACACAUGCUUAAUUUGCACUAAUUUCAAUAAUGAGUGUUCAGUAGUUCAAAUAAUUGAACAUUAAGGAUGUGAGCCAGAGCCUUUUCAAUAAGAGAUUUUCUCAUUGAAAAAGAGGGACGUAAGAGGAGAAAUUGCUGUAAAGGCAGAGAGGGGCAAAAAUUCUGGGAAAACUCUUUUAUACUGCACCUAUCUUUGGCUUCUCUUGAAAUGUAUUUUUCAAAAAAGAGACUUUUCCUUGAUAUUUCUGUAUUAGUGUUUACCAGUUGUCUGUUUUAGUAGUGAAUACAGAUCAGUGUGUUAUUUUUUGGUAAGGUUCUGUCUAUGAUUGUACCCCACUGAUCUUUAGUGCAUGUCUUCUGUGUCUGAAUAAAUCUGUUUUAUGUAGUGGCAGUGCGACCAAAGCAUGAACUCUGGGUAAUGUAUUUUAUAUUCACAUGUUGAUGUGUUUCAAAGACUUUAACCUUAUCCAAUUUUCUGUUAUUCAGAGAUAUAGGAUUGUGUAAGUCUUUGAAAGAGAAUCACCUUCAACAGUAUUUUUAUAACUUUCUCUUCUUUAUUUGGUAUGGUAGUAGAACAUUUGUUUAAAAUUGAUAUAUGAACUGUGUUUUGUAAUUUGCAAACACCUUACAAUUGAAAGUGAACAGGAGGAGUCUGGAUUUAAAUAUCUAUCUGCCUAAAGUAAGAUAUGUUAGAUUUAAUUGUAUCAGUCAUAAUUUCUGUCUACUGUUUCCAAAUAGCUGAGAACUAGUGCAAAUAGCAAAUACAUUUUUCUGUUAGUAUAAAUAUUUUUGUAGAAUUCAUUGUAGUUUCUCUCAGUUGUAUGUUAAAUGUGAUCUUUCAUGUAUAUGAAAUAAUACUGCAUUUUUUAGUCAUUAUAAUAGAUGGAAAAGAUAGAAACUAAUGGGGAAUUCCACAUCUGAAAAAUAAAAAGCCAGGAAUCAGAAA
Messenger RNA from Lonchura striata (white-rumped munia), 5426 nucleotides. It is a transcript of the gene GABRG1, whose product is annotated as gamma-aminobutyric acid type A receptor subunit gamma1. Lineage: Eukaryota; Metazoa; Chordata; Aves; Passeriformes; Estrildidae. Gene Ontology annotation, cellular component: membrane. Gene Ontology annotation, molecular function: GABA-A receptor activity; extracellular ligand-gated monoatomic ion channel activity. The record is from RefSeq and is a predicted model, not a curated record. Gene Ontology annotation, biological process: monoatomic ion transmembrane transport; gamma-aminobutyric acid signaling pathway; chloride transport.